Molecule: messenger RNA, 531 nt
Organism: Echinostoma caproni
Lineage: Eukaryota; Metazoa; Platyhelminthes; Trematoda; Plagiorchiida; Echinostomatidae
Source: the annotation of a GenBank genome assembly
AUGGGCAACGCUAUUCGUCGUAAGCGUCGAUUGCACAAAUCGAAAUCAAAGAAGCCGGUUGUAGCACGUUAUGAAGAGGCUACAAGUCCAGUUUUCGUUGUCCAGUCAAAUCCGUGCACUCCGGAAAUCGAGUUGGUCCCAAGUGAACCUGAACCUGAAAAUAAUUCAAAUAAGUUCUAUCAAGUUCGAGCGUUGUAUUCAAUGAAGGCGUUGUUUCCAAGUGAUUUGUCUUUCCUGAAGGAUGAUCUCUUUUUGGUAAAGAGCAAGAAUUUGAAUGCUUGGAUCGAAGCAAUCAAUCUUCGUACGCAUGAAAAAGGCUUUAUCCCUGGGAAUUAUGUUUGCCUUGACGAUGGUGGACCGAAGAGUUUGGACGCAUUUUAUUCAAUUGAUCGACUGGAUGCUGAGAAAAAACUGUUUUUACCGGGACAAGUUGCAGGAACGUACAUAGUUAGACCAAGAGCAGGUACGUCAUUUUAUCGUGUAAGUAGGUUGUUUGGAGAGCUGUUCUGUCUAUCAAGCGGUUUUAAGUGA